Paramecium tetraurelia is the source of this 1298-nucleotide messenger RNA. RefSeq lists its product as uncharacterized. NCBI's taxonomy places the organism in Eukaryota, Ciliophora, Oligohymenophorea, Peniculida, Parameciidae. Gene Ontology annotation, molecular function: protein binding. The transcript is spliced from 5 exons. The record is from RefSeq and is a predicted model, not a curated record.
AUGGAGGAAUAACUUUCACAAUUAAAACUUUAAGUUGAUCAACUAACUGAAGAAGCAGAGUAUGAUUUCCAAAAAGGAGAACAUUACAAACCUCAAAUUACAUCCAUUAUUAAAUAAAUUGACUCCUUGAUUGAAAAUGAAGAAUUAGAAAUCUCAAAGAAGCAUAAGAUAGAGCUCUAUUUCUUAAAAGGAAAGGCCUCAGAUAUUCUACCAGAAUAUUCCAAGUUUGCUGAAGAAGCUCUUACCAAAGCAAUGAAAUUGAACCCUUUUCACAUAGACAGCUUAAAUACCCUUGGACAUAUAUUAUGGAAGAAAAAAGAUUUUCUAGCAGCCAAAUAAUGUUUUGAAACUGCAAUUGAAAAAGAUCCAAAUAAUAUAAAAUCAUUAUAAUACUUAUCGAUUGUUUUGAGACAAGUCGGAGAUUAAAAGGAUAAGAGUGCAAAUGUGACCAAAUCUUUAGAAAUAGCUAAGAAAGCCUUAACUUUUGAUUUAAAAAAUUCAUAAUCUUGGUAUUUGGUUGGGAAUGCUUACCUCUCUGAUUAUUUUAUGAAUCCAAAGAAAAAUAAUAAUGAAUUAAAUCUCGCUUUAUCUGCAUACAAUUAAUCAGAAAAGAAUUAAACUAGAGAAAACCCUGAUUUAUAUUUCAAUAGAGGAAAUAUUCACUGUUAUUUUGAAGAUUAUCAAUUGGCCUUCAAUGAUUAUCAGAAAGCCAAUUAAAUAGACUAAUCCUUAACCAAUGAUACAUUAAAAGAAGUCUAAUAGAAAGUACUAAAAGUGUAUGAUUUGGUCACAAACAAAUGCAGGAUAACAUAAAAGAAGCUAUCAAACAUUGUCAAAUAAAUUCCAAUAGGAUUGAGAGAAUAACCUAAAGGAUUCGAUAAACCACUUUAAAUGUGUACCAUAGGAGAUCUUAAAGAUGGAAUAAAUAAAGGCGUGAUUCUAGCUAGCAAAAGUUUGGUAAGUUAUACACAGUAAAAUACAGUGCCUGCUGGAUUUGUGAUAGUGGAUAGUAAAUUAAAUUUUGCUAGUCUAUCUAUUUAUAAUGCCUCAUAAGAAAUUUAUGAGAAGAUUAGAGAAUUAACUGAUGUGUUUAUAAUUGAACCAGAAGUGAAAUAAAUAAAUUGCGAAAUAGAUGGAAAACAAAUAUCUUAUAUGUGUAUAUAGGUAAAAGACGCAAACAAAAUUUACGUUGAGAACGAAAAAAUAGUUAACCAAUUAGCACAUUCAAUGGUCGUUAAUUAAACAUUUGAGAAGUGAGAUUUUGAUCUAUAAUAUUUUUGAUUGAAGUAUCAUUAUGA